CAAUCCAGUCAAGGAGGAUUGUAUUUCUAAAAAAUCAUUUACGUAAUUUAUUCCAAAGAGAUACAACCAUUUGUCCAUCGAUAAUGUUUUAUAAUAAAAAGCAAAGUUCAAAUAAAGACCUAGAUGUUAAUUGAAUAUUGUAUUUAUAUAUGUAUGUAAAUUUAUAUUGUUGCACAAAACAAAAUUUAUGUACAAAUAUCAUUUGCCUUUCGAUUGAUUUUAAUCAAAUUCUCCUAUGAAUGAUUGUGAAAAUGAUGAAUUUAUGACUUCUUGUCUAUGUGUGAAUAAAAGUGAUGCUAGACUAGAAGAAUUACUAUGGUACUAUGAUGAUAUGAGAUUGUGCACUAUAUUUCCUCAACAAAAAGUUGUCAUCUCAAGUUGGUUAACGUAUCAGUACGGAAAAACAUUUUUUCCUUUGCAUACAAAUAAUCGUAAUGGAACUUUGUUACAAUCAGAGUACAAACUUUAUAUUCUUGUUGAAGCUGAUCUUAAAAGUUAUAAUCCUAUUGCUGCAACACAUGCUACUAAGGUCGAGGAUUACGGUUUAAUUAUUACGUGGACGGCAAAUAAAAAUAUUAAUUUAAUUAUAGAGUCCGAUUUAGAUAUGGUUGCAAAAUUUUUUAUUGCAGCAAUGGAAGGUCAAUGUUACAUUAAUAAUGGGUUGUUAUUGAAACGAAUAGAAACUGUCCUGAUAUCAGGAAAGCCUUGUCUUUACAAUAGUGAUGUGUUGAAUUCACCACCAACAAAAAAAUUUAUAGACAAAGAGGAAUGGACAACGCAUGCAGAAAAAUUAAAAUCAUUAAGCGACACUGCCAAACUCGUAUCCGAGAAAUGCAAACCAUUUGAAGUUAAGGAUCUUCCAGGUUUAAUAGUAUAUCCAGAAAAUGCUGUAACAGACGCAGAACUUGAACUGAUGAAGCGUGUAGAGUCCAAUGAAACGUUAGAGAGUGAAACUAGAAGUCAAGUUUCUACACCAGUUUCAGUAAACAUUCCUCAACAUGAGAAUCAAUUAUCACAAGAUGAAAUAGAAAAGAUAACAAAAGAUACCACUGAAUUUCAAGGUGUUCCGCAUUCUACUAGUAAAUCACUUGAUAUGCUUGAUAAUUUAGAUUUAUCCAGUGCUAUAAGCACCAGACAAGUAUCUUGCAGUGAUAUAAAAAGUACAAGUAAACCUUUUGAACCAAAGUCUUUUUAUGAUGCUAAGGAUAGCAAAUCCAUAGCAUCUACAAGCCCGUUUAAGAAUUCCAUAGCAGAGAUAACAAAAAAGUUAUCAAAAAAUAAUGUAAAACCACCAAAUGUCCUGAUAUAUGCUGAUAGUUUUAUUGCACGUAACAAUGUAAAAGGUGUUUUGGAAGAAUCUCUUGACACAAAUAAGUACACCAUUUAUGCAUUGUCGCCAGAAGAAGCACGUAAUGACGCUUGGGUAGAAAAUGCAGCUUUAGUCGUCGUUUGUGGAAAUGUCGGCAAUGAGAUUGGAAACCGAAUCGUGGAGUAUAUUCUUCACGGUGGCAAGUUGCUCGCUUUGUGCUCCGACGUAAUUCAUAUUUUACUUCCAUCGUUUAAAACGGCAGAAGUACGAGAAAAUGAGCUGGUUCACUUUUCUUAUGGGAAAUGGAAGCAUGUACGCAUGAUGCAUCAUAUCUUUUGUUAUCAAGCAUCUCCUGUAAGAACGAGAUUUUCACAGGAUCAUGAAGACGUAAAAGUAUCUAGUGUGUCUCCGCCAGCGACAGUGAGCGUGAAAGAUAAAAAGGGAAACUCGCAUUCGUUUGACCUAAAGGUACUUGGAACAGAAGAAACUUGGCACACACCAAGUAUUCUACUUGCCACCCUACUAGGAAGUGGUGGAAAGCUUGUUUUUUCUCAAAUACAUCUAGAAGUGGAUCCAAUGCAAUAUGAACUCGAGGAAAGUAAAUUUAAUGCUUUGAAAGAAAGUAACACAACUAGACUGGAAAUAUUCAAUGAUUUAUUAAAGACGCAUCUUGAGAUAGAAGUUCGUAGUACUGCAAAAGUAACUGCACGUAUGACUUAUACAUCUGCUUUCUUUUUGGGACGACACGAGUUGAAACUAGAAAUGCUAGAAAGAUUGAAGGAUAUAAUGGCAGCAAACGAUACUCUAAAAAUGCCAAAGCUGGAAAUUCAGUUUUGUAAAAGCAGCACAGUUCCACGACCUGCUUCAGCUUUGUUCCUACCAAUUAUGAUUCAUCAGUGUCCUGACAAUUUCUCAACUGUAGAAUAUUUUGAGAAUUUAUCUACCAAAGAAUUAGGACGUUUGGUUAUAUACGUUGAUAUAAUGACAUCAUCAAUGGAUGUAUUUAAUGGUCAUCAAUUAGGACAUGGUUUAGCUGUUAUUGUCCGUCAGCAAACUCAAGGACGAGGAAGGAGUAAAAAUAUUUGGCUCAGUCCAAAAGGUGCAGCACUGUUCACGUUGCAACUUCAUGUGCCUACUAAUACCAUACUUGGAAGACGAAUCUCAAUUUUGCAACAUUUGGUUUCUGUUGCAAUUAUAUCCGCAUUUAAGUCUCUAUCCGGAUACGAAGAUAUCGAUCUAAAAUUAAAAUGGCCUAAUGAUAUUUAUGCUGGUAACAAUGUUAAAAUUGGUGGACUGAUUGUAGAGACUCAUAUUAUAUCAGAUCUUAAUAUAUGUAACGUUGGAGUUGGAAUAAAUUUGUUCAAUAAAGAACCUACAUGUUGCAUUAAUGAUAUAAUUACUACAUUUAACGAAAUAUAUCAGAAAAAAUUAGAAAUGAUAUCGUACGAACAAUACUUUGCUAUUGUAUUCAAUGAAAUUGAAAGAUGGUUAAAUAUCGUACAAAGUGGUAAUAUAGAUGAUUUUCUGGAUGCAUAUUAUACUUAUUGGAUGCAUACCGACACAAAUGUGACGGUAUUAUCAGCAUCUGGGGUGUCACAAAAUGUUAAAAUACUAGGUAUAGACGAUUACGGAUAUUUACGUGUACGAGGAGAAGAUGGAAAGAUGUUUACCGUACAUCCAGAUGGUAAUACGUUCGAUUGUCUGAAAGGUCUUAUAGCUCCGAAAUAAUCAGAUUCAGAAGUAGAAUUAACAUGUCUGUUGAACGUGUUUAAUAGUCGAUUGUACACUGUUGUUCUUUUUUAUUUUUAUACAUCUUGUAUAUAUUUUAAAUUAUCAUAAAAAUGAAUAUCAAUCAAAAAAUGCUGAUAAAUUUAAUUUAUAAUGUUUAGUUUUGUUAUUUAUCAUUUGCCCAUACAGCAAAUGGAAUAUAUAUAAUGUAAGCUACUUUAUCCAAGUCCAUAAUUCUUGUUACGCGAUUUGAUGUCAUAUUUCCUGCUAUGGAGAGAAAAUAAUAAACAAACAUUGUUAAUUAAAAAUCAAA
Messenger RNA from Bombus pascuorum, 3350 nucleotides. It is a transcript of the gene Hcs, whose product is annotated as biotin--protein ligase. Gene Ontology annotation, biological process: protein modification process. NCBI's taxonomy places the organism in Eukaryota, Metazoa, Arthropoda, Insecta, Hymenoptera, Apidae. Gene Ontology annotation, molecular function: biotin--[biotin carboxyl-carrier protein] ligase activity. Gene Ontology annotation, cellular component: cytoplasm. The record is from RefSeq and is a predicted model, not a curated record. The transcript has 17 exons. Bases 236 to 3037 code for a protein of 933 amino acids.